Messenger RNA from Melanaphis sacchari, 1746 nucleotides. RefSeq names its product ATP-dependent RNA helicase DDX24. Bases 107 to 1726 code for a protein of 539 amino acids. The transcript is spliced from 2 exons. Gene Ontology annotation, cellular component: nucleolus. Gene Ontology annotation, molecular function: ATP binding; RNA helicase activity; nucleic acid binding. The record is from RefSeq and is a predicted model, not a curated record. NCBI's taxonomy places the organism in Eukaryota, Metazoa, Arthropoda, Insecta, Hemiptera, Aphididae.
ACCUAAUCAAAUAAUUCAAAUGCGAAAUAUCAAAUAGUCAAGUAAUUUUCAUUUAAUUUCUAUUUAAUCUAGACCUAUUACUAUUAGUGGUUUUUGUCCAACAGCCAUGGAGGAUUGGAAGUCGUUGAACAUCCGGACAGAAAUAUUAAACGCUCUUAAAUUGAAAAACUUCACGAAACCCACCAAAAUUCAAUCGGAAUCAAUUCCCCCAGCUAUCAAAGAUCAAAGAGACAUACUUGGUGCGGCCGAAACUGGAAGUGGUAAGACAUUAGCUUUUGCAAUACCUAUUUUAAAUGGCAUUCUCAAUGCAAGAUCUACGGAAUCGAUAUCAGAUGCUUCAAAUUCUGACUCAGAAUCAGCCUCUGAUUCAGAGUCAGAACAUGACAUUGAACCAGAAGUCUUGGAAGAACUUGAUGAAAACGGACUAGGUUGCGUAGCAGUUGUUAACUUACCACCAGAUAAUUAUAUAAGAACUAAUAAAAAAUUAUGGGCAGUCAUACUUGUACCUACCCGUGAGCUAGCCAUGCAAGUAAAAAAUCACAUUGAAGAUGUAGCCAAGUUUACAGAUAUUAGUAUCGCUGCUAUUGUUGGUGGACUGUCUAGUGAAAAACAAGAAAGGAUUUUAAAAAAAGGUCCAGAAAUUGUUGUCGCUACACCAGGACGUCUUUGGGAAUUAGUACAGAGAAAUGAGCCACAUUUAAUGCAAUUGAAUAAAGUAAAGUAUUUUGUGAUUGAUGAAGCAGAUCGUAUGGUAGAGACUGCACAUUUUCCUGAAUUACAUCUUAUGCUUGAAAAAAUUAAUUUAAAAAGAAAUAAUAAGCGACAAAAUUUUGUGUUCUCUGCAACACUUACUAUGGUGCAUAAAGCUCCAUACAGAAUGAACAUUAAGAAUAAGAAAAAAAUUAAGAAAAAUUUAACUCCUGAAGAUAAAUUGAAAAGUUUAAUUCAAUUAAUUGGUAUGAAAAAUCCACAUGUUGUAAACUUGACAACUGUAAAUUGUGUUACUAGUACAGUGAAAGAAAUGCAAAUAUUUUGUUCAGUUAAGGAAAAAGAUGGAUAUUUGUAUUACUUUUUGAAACAAAAUCCUGGUAGAAGUUUAGUGUUUUGCAAUAGUAUAAGUUGUGUGAAACGACUCGCUAGUGUCUUAAGUAUUCUUAAACUAAAUCCAUUACCUAUACAUUCAAAUAUGAUUCAGAAACAAAGACUUAAAAAUUUAGACAAAUUCCGAGCUAAUGACCAUGGCAUAUUACUCGCCACUGAUGUGGCUGCAAGAGGUCUUGACAUUAUUGGUGUUAAUCAUGUGAUACAUUAUGAUGUCCCAAGAACGGCUGAAAUCUACAUCCAUCGUAGUGGCCGUACUGCAAGAGCAUCAAAUAUUGGGUUAUCUCUAUUAAUUUGUACUCCUGAUAAAAAGAAUGUAUACUUGAACGUAUUGAGAACCAUGAAAAGAGAAAAAGAAUUGCCAAGGUUUGAAGUACAACUACGAAUGUUGCAAACGUUUCAUGCAUGUGUAAAAUUGGCCCAGGAAAUAACUUCAUUGGAAGAAAAGGCAAAGAAAGAAACAGCAUCCACUAAUUGGUUUAAUAAAGCUGCUGAAGAAAUGGAAAUACUUUUGGAUGAAGAUGAAUUACCAAGAGGAAUGGGUACUAGUGAUUUAAAAAAACAUAAAAAACUUACCAAUUCUAAACGUAAACAAUUAGAAAUGUUUUUAUCUACAAUAAAAUGAUUUUUCGUUUACACAUUGAA